This is a messenger RNA of Podospora anserina S mat+, 1350 nucleotides long. RefSeq lists its product as uncharacterized. The record is from RefSeq and is a predicted model, not a curated record. The transcript has 2 exons. Bases 1 to 1350 code for a protein of 449 amino acids. Gene Ontology annotation, molecular function: oxidoreductase activity, acting on the aldehyde or oxo group of donors, disulfide as acceptor. Gene Ontology annotation, biological process: branched-chain amino acid catabolic process. Lineage: Eukaryota; Fungi; Ascomycota; Sordariomycetes; Sordariales; Podosporaceae.
AUGAAGCGAAUCCGCCCCUCCUCCCUCCUCCGACGCCCAGUAAGGGUAUCACCAACAACCCUCCAACAUGUCCACCGCCGAACAGCCGCCUCCCUCUCCCAGCGCCCAGAUUCCACCCAUCUCAAGUUCCCCGGCGCGCUCACCUCCCCCUUCAGUAACACCAUGAAAUACGAGGUCCCCUCCAACUAUCCCGCCCUACCAACCUACCGCGCUAUCGAUCAGCAUGGUGUGGUGGUGGACCCCAACUUCGAGCCUGACAUGACAGAGGAGGAAGUCAUCAAGCACUACAAGGAUAUGCUGACGGUCAGCAUCAUGGACCUGAUCAUGUUUGACGCGCAGCGUCAAGGCCGACUCAGCUUUUAUAUGGUAUCAGCUGGAGAAGAGGCCGUUAGCGUCGCUACCGCUUCGGCGCUGACAAAGGACGACGUGGUCUUCUGCCAGUACAGAGAGCAGGGAGUGUUCAAGCAGAGGGGUUUCGAGCUGAGCGACUUUAUGAACCAGUUGUUUGCGAAUGUGAAGGAUCCCGGGAAGGGGAGGAAUAUGCCGGUGCAUUAUGGAAGUAGGGAGCUGAAUAUUCACACAAUCUCCUCCCCACUGGCGACACAACUACCCCAGGCCUCCGGCGCGGCCUACGCGCUCAAGAUCCAGAGGAUGCAGAACCCCGAGAUGCCCCCUCGGGUUGUGGCGGCUUACUUCGGCGAAGGGGCUGCUAGUGAGGGCGACUUCCACGCCGCGCUGAACAUUGCCGCGACGAGGUCGUGCCCGGUCAUCUUCAUCUGCCGCAAUAAUGGCUAUGCCAUCUCGACGCCGUCGUUGGAACAAUACCGGGGUGACGGCAUCGCUAGUCGCGGGUUGGGCUACGGCAUUGAGACCAUUCGCGUGGAUGGCAAUGACUUUUGGGCUGUCAGAGAGGCCACCAAGAAGGCAAGAGAGCUUGCGCUGCAGGAUGGCGGAAAGCCCGUGUUGAUUGAGGCCAUGACAUACCGGGUCAGUCACCACAGCACUUCGGAUGAUUCGUUUGCGUACCGGGCCAGAGUGGAGGUCGAGGACUGGAAGAGAAGAGAUAACCCCAUUGCCCGGUUGCGCAAGUGGAUGGAGUCCAAGGGGAUCUGGGACGAGCAAAAGGAGAAGGAAGCGAGAGACAGCAUCAGGAGGGAUGUACUCAAGGCUUUUGCGGAGGCAGAGAAGCUGAAGAAGCCAGCGAUCAAGAACAUGUUUGAGGAUGUGUAUGAGGAGCUGACACCUGAUUUGAAGGCGCAGAUGAGGGAGUUGAGCGAGCAUCUUGAUAGAUACCCAGAGGAGUAUGAUUUUGGGGAGUUUGAGGGAGGCAAGGCCAGUUUGGAGCAAUAG